ACUGUGACGAGGAUGAAGAGGAGGAGAAUAGCCCGGAGCUUGCUGUGAGCCGGAGACCUUGUCCCUAAAGCAGAGCAGCUCUGCUCCAGCGCCGUGCUCGGGUCAGUCCGUCCUGCCGCAGCCCCGGAGCACCCAUCCCGCUGCCUGCCCUUCCUCGGCAGCGAUGAUGCUCAAUUCGGACCAGACAGAGCUCGACCUGGCCCCGACACACUCCGAGUCCGAGUCCGUCUUCAGCGACUGCGGCGGCGUCCACACGGGCGGCACUGAGGACGCCGGCGCCGUCGGUCUGUGCGCUCCAUCCCGGAUGGAGCCGGGAGAAGCAGUGAAGAAGGACCUGCAGCACCUGAGCCGGGAGGAGCGCCGGCGCCGGCGCCGGGCCACGGCCAAGUACCGGACAGCCCACGCCACGCGGGAGCGCAUCCGCGUCGAAGCCUUCAACAUGGCCUUUGCGGAGCUGCGGAAGCUGCUGCCCACCCUCCCGCCGGACAAGAAGCUCUCCAAGAUCGAGAUCCUGCGCCUGGCCAUCUGCUACAUCUCCUACCUGAACCAUGUGCUGGAUGUCUGAGCCGCCCGGCCCGUGCUCACCCCGCCGGCUGCCGCAUCUCCGACCUGAACACGUGCUGGGCACCCGAGCCAAGGGCUCAAGUCCGUCUGUCCGUCUACGACCCGACCCACGCAUCAGGCAUCCAAAACGCUGUUGCCUGUGUCCACCCGUCUGUUCAAAUGGACCGCGUCCCCGGCUGUCUGCUCUACCCCCUCUCUGAACCAUGUCCUGUAUUUCCCCACCACCAAGCCCAAGUCCGUCUGUCUUUCCAUCCUGCUCGAGUCGGGCUGGCUCUUUGGUCCAUCACCAUCUGUCUGGCCUGCUGGAUCUGCUGCCUGAAGCCUGGGCUGGCCGUGUCUGCUUCCAGCUUCUGUCCGUCCUUCUGCCGCGCAUCCCACCCGUGCUGCCUGCUGGAUCCUGAGGCCGCCCGUCUGCCCGCCCCAUCUGCUCCCUGACCCACACACACAGGAGCCACUGAGCCCCAGCCUGUCUGCGUGGC
Messenger RNA from Pezoporus occidentalis (night parrot), 1043 nucleotides. It is a transcript of the gene NHLH1, whose product is annotated as nescient helix-loop-helix 1. Gene Ontology annotation, biological process: regulation of transcription by RNA polymerase II. Bases 164 to 565 code for a protein of 133 amino acids. Lineage: Eukaryota; Metazoa; Chordata; Aves; Psittaciformes; Psittacidae. The transcript has a single exon. Gene Ontology annotation, molecular function: protein dimerization activity; RNA polymerase II cis-regulatory region sequence-specific DNA binding; DNA-binding transcription factor activity, RNA polymerase II-specific. The record is from RefSeq and is a predicted model, not a curated record.